ACCAGGCUAUAAAAGCAACCCACAACACCAACCACUUCUAUCAUAUCACAUUCUUAUGCAAACAUGGAUGCAAAAGUUUUCACAGAGGAGCAAGAAGCUCUUGUGCUCAAAUCAUGGGAAGCAAUGAAGAAGAAUUCUGGAGAACUCAGUGUCAAGUUUUUCAAAAAGAUAUUGGAGAUUGCUCCUCCAGCUAAGAACCUGUUCUCAUUCUUGAGAGAUUCUAACGUUCCUUUGGAGGAAAACCCCAAGCUCAAGCCCCAUGCCAUUUCUGUCUUUGUCAUGACAUGUGACUCAGCUGCUCAACUGAGAAAAGCUGGGAAAGUCACUGUGAGGGAAUCAAGCUUGAAAAAAUUGGGUGCUUCUCAUUUUAAAGCUGGAGUUAUAGCUGAACAUUUUGAGGUAACAAAAUUGGCUCUGUUGGAGACCGUAAAAGAAGCAGUGCCUGAAAUGUGGUCACCGGCGAUGGAGAAUGCAUGGGCAGAAGCUCAUGAUCAGCUAGCAGAUGCCAUCAUCUCUGAAAUGAAGCCAUCUUCUUAGACUCUACUUCCUUUCUCUCUCAUUGAAUAAGAUUUUUAAUAAGGUGGUGUUUGGGUCUCCUUUGUAUGAGAAAAUAAUGUAUCUUUUUCAAAAUCCUGUAUUUGAAUGUGAUGUAAGUCGGAACAAUUUGGGUCAAAUAAAUGAUUACUAAUAUCUCAA
This is a messenger RNA of Vigna unguiculata (cowpea), 696 nucleotides long. Its product is annotated as anaerobic nitrite reductase Hb1-like. The record is from RefSeq and is a predicted model, not a curated record. Gene Ontology annotation, molecular function: heme binding; oxygen binding. Lineage: Eukaryota; Viridiplantae; Streptophyta; Magnoliopsida; Fabales; Fabaceae.